Messenger RNA from Tremella mesenterica DSM 1558, 285 nucleotides. RefSeq lists its product as uncharacterized. Gene Ontology annotation, molecular function: RNA polymerase II cis-regulatory region sequence-specific DNA binding; DNA-binding transcription factor activity, RNA polymerase II-specific. The annotation marks the transcript as partial. The transcript has 3 exons. Gene Ontology annotation, biological process: regulation of transcription by RNA polymerase II. Lineage: Eukaryota; Fungi; Basidiomycota; Tremellomycetes; Tremellales; Tremellaceae. Gene Ontology annotation, cellular component: nucleus. The record is from RefSeq and is a predicted model, not a curated record.
UGUCUGAUUGAUGGAUGUGAUGGGGAUUUCCCGAGGAAAGCAGCGGGAGAAGCUCAUAUAAAAACGCAUAUAAAUGUCAAACCAUUUGAAUGUCUGGAACCGGGAUGUGGUUCAUCUUUCGUACGAAAACAUGAUUUGAAAAGACAUGGAAAGAUUCAUACCGGUGAUAAGACAUUCAUAUGCGACUGUGACCGAAGAUUUGCCAGAGCCGACGCACUUGAAAGACACCGUCAAAGAGGUAUAUGUUCCGGUGCCAUCCCUCAAUCUUCAAGAAAACGACGAUAA